CUGUAAACUUGGGAGUGGAGCUCUAUAGUGAGCACAGUCCCUAGCUGGACUUUGACAUGCCUGCAGUACAGAGCAAUGUGCAGCAAAGGAACUGUUGAUGUAUGACACAUGGACUUUUUGGAGAGAGUGCUUAUCCACUGCUGCAGAAGGCCGACUAGUCUUGGUCAUGUUACCUCAGGGAGGGGAGGAAAAAACAGAAUCUACACAGGGGGCUCCCUCAUUCCGGUUGUGAUGUUACUGAUGCACGGUUGACUCUGAACCAACACGAGGAGAAAAGAGUGUUUGGACGGGGGUUAUUGGUGUCUGGCUGAAAGAGACUCGCACGCCAAUACUUACUCAGUUGGGUGGAUUUAGCACUUUGGAAGGAAAGCAGUAAUGAGAUUGUCUCUGGGGAGUAAAAUGAGCCAGGUGAACCUGCAGAAACUGAUCUCUGAUGUGAUACAGCAGACAACGCUGCUGACUGUGGAGGCUUUUUCUUCCUCACUGACAUGUUUGAAUGGAGAGGACAAGAGUGCAGAUAUUCAUGCCUGAUCAUCAAAUUUGAUGGCAUACAUUGCUGCUAACCGAGUGUGAGGUUAUUUGGAACUACAGAACUAGGCAAAAUCCCGCCAGAACUCUACAAUGUCUAAUGAGACAUUCAACAUGUCCGCUGACCAAGUGGAGAGCACAGUUCCUUUGCCUCACGGAGGCCUUCAGCUGGGCCUCUCCCCUGAGAGUCAUUACAGCAACUCAUCCAUGUCCCCGUCACCUGACUCCGACAGUAGUAUUUCAAACAUUAGUGAUAGAGAAGCCAGCAGCUCCCCUGAGAUCAACAUGGUGGAGUGCUGCCUCAGUGAAGGUUCCCCUGUGGAUAACCCCUACAACACCACCUUACCACAGGGUGAUGUGUUCUGUGGUGUAAGCACAAACCUGAACCAAACUUUUAUUGCCACACCCAUUAAUGGCAGCUUGAAUUUCUGGAAUAAAAACUUGAGUCUGUUGAGCAACCAAAAGAUGGCAUCAGAGAAGUACCAGACUUUUAGUAAGAAUACAGAGGAUGGAAGUAACAUCGCAGCUUCGUUUCCAGACUGUUCUGGGAGGGAAAGCCACCUGGGUUCGUGUGAGACCUCCCGUAGAGGAUCCACUGAGAAUGACUGCUCCUCCCUGAGUUCUGGGGAAAUGGUAAUAAGGAGCAACAGUUUUUGCCUGGAGGACCAGUCACUUUUAGUAGUCUCUUCCCUUGAGGAGUCAUCAAUCUCGCCAGCUUCAGGCCGUCCAGCAUUACCUGCUGAAUCUAACCUGCUGUCAACCACUCUACCGGAUAUCUGCGAGAAAUUUACAGAAAAAGUCAUGGAUAAAAACAUAGGCCAUCCGUGUCUUAGUAUGACUUUCAAUCAGGCAGACAACUGGGAGCUCCUCACUGAGGAAAAUGAUAUGGCAACAUGCAACUCUCUAGUAGCUCUGCCAAGUGAGAAUGAAGUAGGUCUUUUGAUGACCUUCGUCUGUGAAACAUCUUCUGCAGAUAGCGGAAAAGAGGCUCAGUUUGCUAGUGUUGAAGCAGAGAUGUUGGCCCAUUUCCCUGGAGCAAUUACACCAGAACAAGGGAAGACCUUUGUGUCCACUCUGUCAGCUAUGCAAGAAACUGGCAAGGAUAUUCAUACUUCCACUCCAGUACAAAAUACUGGAAACAAGAUACCCAGCCUCCCCUCCUUUUCAGAGUCUCCAUGCACUGGAAAUGCAAGCAGCCCGGGACUCCAACCUGUUAAAUGGCAGCCAGUCUCUGUUACUCCUAAGCAUUUGGUUGCAGGACUACCGCCUUCAGCCAGCAAAGUCAGGAAAAUGGAAAUUAAGAAGUUUCCAAAGUCAGACUUGAGUAAUAUAAAAUCAAAAGUCAUCACAAGAACUUUGCAUCAAAUAGCAGUGCCAGGCCCUGAUUCACAACACAAACCAUCACGACUUAAUGUGACCAAUAAACAAACUGAAGCACACAGAACAGACACUAUCAGGAUUAGUCCUGCCAAGAUAAGGAGUAGCAUUGCAGUUCUCUCUACCACUACUAAAAUGGUCAGUGACACUCAGAGACAAAUGAAUACUCAGGCUGCCAAGUUGGGCGUGACAAUGAUACAGUCAUGUGGGCAUACUGCAGUGGAUGGACAGGGCAAGAGCAGAGCAUCCCCACCGGACCACUACACAGCUGUCAAUAAACAUGCUUCAACAGUUCAAUGCAGUAACGCCAAUUCUGAAACAGAGCAGGAAGCCUCAAGUCAAGUAGCAGACACCUCAGUACAGCAUGCAGGCAACCAGACCUUCUGCUUCUCAUCCUUAGAAAAAUCCCCUGUUAGAAGUGGCCAAAGAGAUCCCAAACCAGCUCCAAAAAAGAGCAUGUCAAAUAUAAUUCAGGUCAGGUCAGGCUCAGCUUUAGGUCAGGGCAAGCCACCUGUCCUUAAAACAAGGCCUCGCUGCUCAUCGGAGAGUUCAUCAUCAUCAUCUAGGCCACCCAAGGAGAAGAAAACAACUUUAAGGUUCUCAACCAGCUUUACCAUUCCCGAAGCUGAAAACUACCUGGGCCAGACCAAACCAGGGAACCUGAACUGCUCUUCCCAGAAUAAACAGGACGUACAAGCUGAGGUCACAAAGGGAUCUGCCGAAAACUCAGCUAGAGCGGUUAAAAAGAUCAGCCUGGUGGCAAUGUUCAGCAAAUCAACAGCAGCGGGUGCCUCAUGGGAUGAGAGUAAGAGCAGAUUUCGAGGACGACCAUCUCCUAGACAAAAAGGAGGAGCACCACUUUCAAAUCCUCCACCUGUCAGUCCCAGACUAGCCACUCUGUCAAACAGGCAGAAGCAGGGAACUCGAGAUAGAGAUCAAUGCAGGGCCUCCAAAGCUGUAGGGACACCACUGUCCAAGCAGAAGAAAAUUACAGGCAGUCAGAGAGCACAGGCAAAAGGAGACCCAUCCCAUGGAACUGCCUCAGCAGCAAGUUUUAAGCCCAAGCUGAAUGGAUCCCAACCUCUUCAGAUUCCCACUCGCUCCUCUCUUAUGGGCCUUCCCCCUACUCCUGUUUCUAGACUACCACGCAAGACCCUUGGGACAUCCAGGACCCUCACUGAUGUUCACAGUGAGCUGAGUGAAGGCCCUGGAAGUACAAAAGUUUCUGGAGGAGCUGCAAAUAAACAAACCCCCUUCAAAUCUGUUGUGCUGAAAUCAAGGCUCAUCUCAACACCUGGAAGAAACACUGGACAAAAUAUUCUGCUUGUAACAGCUUUGACCACAGCAUGCAAGCCUGCUGCUUCCACCAGCAAAGGAGCUGCAAAUUCUACAGUUAGUCCUUUGAAAAGGACUGCUUCUGCAAGACUUCUUCGUUUAACUUCAAGUGGACCUGUGGACAAGAACAAACCCACAGCCAGCUCCCGCCAGCAACACUCUCAGCAGCAACCAUCCCAACCAAACCAGAGUCAUGGACCUCCAGAUGUAGUACCAGCGAGUGUCGCCAAGGGUGAGAGGAAGGACCAGAGCACCAAACAGCUCAGAGAGCUCCUGGCAGCCAGUAACCGCAGAUUUCAGGCAGUCACCAUUGUCCUGCAGCAAACAUUGACUGAGCGUGACGAAGCCAUGAGGCAGUGCAGGGAGCUGUCCCAGGAGCUGGUAAGCCUUCGUGGAGAUCUGGUUUGCUCCAUCCAUUCAUCAGAGCGUUUGGAGAAAGAAAAGCAGGAGUUGCGUGUUGCUCUGGAGGAUGCACUGCAGAAACUGCAGGAGCAGCACCAGAAGGACGUGGAUGAGCUGGAGCAGAGGCUACAGGCGUUCUACCAGGCUGAGUGGGACAAGGUCCACCUCACCUACCAGGAGGAGGCUGACAAGUGCAAGACUCUCAUGGAACAGCAGAUCGGAGAGCUUAAAGCCAAUCAUGAAGCCAUGAAGCUGGAACUACAGAACAGCCACGUAGAACAGCUGCAGUGUGUUAAACAGCAGUAUGAAAUGUCACUGGAAGAGCUCAGGAACGUUCACAAUCAGGAGCUGCAGUCUUUGGACAGAACUUUGAAAGAUGCAGAAGCUUCUCUAUCUGGACAGAUUCAAGAGCUGACUGUGGAGAACAAUGCUCUAAUAGAGAAGCUAACAGCAGGGGAGAACAAGAGGAAAGAGCUGGCCGAAAAGAGUCAGAAGGACUCCCACACCCUGUAUCUGGAGCAGGAGCUGGAGAGCCUCAAAGUGGUGCUAGAUAUCAAAAACAAACAGCUCCACCAGCAGGAGAAGAAGCUGAUGGAGAUAGACAAACUGACGGAGAAAAAUGUCAAGUUGGAUGAGAACCUUAAGAAGGUCCAGCAAGAGAAUGAGGACCUCAAAGCCCGCAUGGAAAGACAUGCUGCAUUGUCAAGGCAGCUGUCCACAGAGCAGGCUAUGCUGCAGGAGUCUCUUCAGAAGGAGUCCAAGGUGAACAAGCGCUUGUCCAUGGAGAACGAGGAGCUGCUGUGGAAGCUCCAUAAUGGAGACAUGAGUAGCCCCCGCAAGGUGUCCUCAACGUCCACCUCCCCCUCCCACUCCUUCAGCCUCCAAUCACCUCGUAGCUCCGGCCUCUUCUCCAGCCCUCCUGUCUCACCCAGAUAACGAUGGGCCCUUGCUUCCAGGAAGCAGACCCUCAUGUUUGAGUUAUCCCUCUAGAAUAUGGAGCCAUGUUUUUUUUUUCCUGUACGCUUAGCAAAACAGCCUGACCUUGGCUCCUUCAGGAUUGGAUGAACUCUGACACUUUCUGUACGGAGACGCUACAGACUGUAAGAAAAGAAAAAUGUUGCACAGAAGCACUUAAUAUGCAAGGCCAUCUUGUUCUCUGCCUUUCACAUCUGAAACUAUCGAUGAGGGAAAAGGAAAUCUCAGGACUUCUAUGUAAUGAAACAUUAUUUUUGUUACUUGUAGUUGUUGGCAGAGGCUUGUCUUUCCUGAAGCUCAGCAGAGGCACACAUAAAGUACAUGCAGUAAAAAGAUACACACACACACACACAUGCAUGCAUACGUACACAUGUGCAGACACAGCCCUGCAGUGUGAGAGGGGGCGUCUUUGUGUCUCGGGAGACCACAGCCAUGGAAAGUCUGAAUGCAGAAUAGCUAUGAAUACAGAUGACACUAUCCCUCCUCAGGGCAUAUUUUUAUUUUAAAUAUGAAUGGAAUAUUGAAUUGCUUCAGUUGGAUUCCUGCACCAUUUCUCAAAGCUAACUGCUCAAGGGUGACAGUCAAACUGUCAUAUUACUAACAUCCCACUGCUAGCCAGUACACCAGUGCUGUACAUGCCUCUGUCUAAAAAGAGAAAUGUUAAUACCCAUAUGCAGGCCGUUCUGUCCACAAUGCUCGUGGUCAUGUUCCAAGUUUCCUUAUGGUUAUCUUAUUUUCAAAGGUCUAGAUUUUUUUACGUUUAAUUGACAGUUUGAGUAUCAUCUCUUGCCUCAAACAUGUUUUGUUUUUCACGUUUGUUUGUUUGACUAAGGGACCAAUCUAAGUCUUUGUGCAUGCAUUUGAGUCAGUCACCCCUCACUGAACCCUACUCCUAAUGCAGCUUUAAAUUCGGGGUCUUGACCACAAGAAGCCUUGCUUGUACAUGUCAGAGACACCGCAUCUUCGAACUGUCUCAAAAAGAGUAUUUUGUGUGGAAUUGAUAUUAUUGGUGUGUUGACCCUCUUUGAAAUAUGCAAUUAAUAAAGUCUUGUAUUAAACCUGAA
Xiphias gladius (swordfish) is the source of this 5681-nucleotide messenger RNA. It is a transcript of the gene mtus1a, whose product is annotated as microtubule associated tumor suppressor 1a. The coding region runs from base 622 to 4578 and encodes 1318 amino acids. Gene Ontology annotation, molecular function: microtubule binding. NCBI's taxonomy places the organism in Eukaryota, Metazoa, Chordata, Actinopteri, Istiophoriformes, Xiphiidae. Gene Ontology annotation, cellular component: nucleus; cytoplasm. The record is from RefSeq and is a predicted model, not a curated record. The transcript is spliced from 15 exons.